Molecule: messenger RNA, 1083 nt
Organism: Hyaloperonospora brassicae
Lineage: Eukaryota; Oomycota; Peronosporomycetes; Peronosporales; Peronosporaceae
Source: the annotation of a GenBank genome assembly
AUGGGAAGUAAAAGGCGGCGAUUGGAAGCACCUGCAGAAUCACGACCACGCAAUCGCAACGCGAGCGACGCGUCGCAACAUGACGUCAGGAAGAAGGCAAAGACAGCAGUGACGCAACUCCAAGCGUCGACAGUCAAGACAGUGCCGAAGACACAGGAAAAGGCAGGACGUCUAGCGAGACCGACGGCUCUGGCCAACUCGAACUGGAAAGCGCGGAAGAGCUCGAUCUUGCAAACGGAGAAGCGUCGUGGACCUGGACCUCGAUCGGACCGGAAGCAUGACUUGGACGUGAAGGUCCAGAAGAUGCGGGUGAAGCAGGCGAAGCAGGAGAAGAGGGUGAAGGCUCGGGUGGCUGAAUGGGUGGACAACGCCCGAGUCGUCGCGAUGGACUGCGAGAUGGUCGGAGUCGGCCUCUCGGGCAAGACAAGUGUACUUGCACGUUGCAGUAUCGUGGACUACGAGGGCCAAGUGCUGUACGACAAGCACGUGCGGCCCGUGGAAAAGGUCACUGAUUUCCGGACGCAUGUGAGCGGCAUUCGCUCCAGUUCGCUUCGCAAUGCUAUUUCGUUUGCGCAGUGCAUCAAAGAAGUGGGCAAACUCGUGCAGGGCAAGAUCGUUGUCGGCCACGCAUUGAAGAACGACUUUCAGGCGCUCAUGUUCACGCCGCCGAAGCACCUGCUUCGGGAUACCGCUUUGUACCGACCGUACAUGCGUCGGAAAAUCAAUGGCACAAAACUGUAUCCCAAGUCACUGAAGAACUUGGCCGAAGAGGUGCUCGGCAAGCAGAUUCAAGGUGGACAGCACGACUCGGUUGAAGAUGCGCGAGCGGCCCUAGAGCUGUAUAAACACGAGCAGUACGCGUGGGAAAAGUAUCUACGCACGGCCAAGAGCAGCAAGUCGUUGGUGGGCGUGGCACCUGUUUUGCCAGAAGAAAAGGACGUGACCAAAGACGCUUUGGAGCUGCUGUCUGGUACUACUGCCCAGUGUUUUGUCGACAGUGAUGACGAAGGCACAAGCUCGAAACGACGCACUAGGACUGUUCCAGAUUCAAAGGAGCUCGCUCUUCUGGAAUACGGCGAGUAG